AUGUCAUACCUGGAUGUCGGAGACUCAGACAAUGACCAUGAUGGAAUGGAGAUGUCAGGAGACCCUUUAACCCAGUUUCAAGGCGAGCCUACUAAUGCCCAGGGGACACAAUUCCAAGGGGUUAACCCCGGAUUUAGGACCGCCCAGGGGCAGACAGACCCAGUUGGGGAUCAGCUGCAACGUAGGACCAUUAACCCCGCGGUAGGGCUUGGGACGGGAUUUGGAAAUCCCGGUUCGCAGACGUUUGGCGGGAAUGUUGGUCCGGGACGCGAGACACAAAUGACAGGAUUUAGCAAUACACAACAGGGCGGGAGAAUAUUUGCACAGGCGGUUGGUCAACAAGGCCUGGUCCAGAGAAAUAUACCGCAGGGUGCCAAUCCAUUCGGCCAGGGCAUACAAAGGCAAACACCUGCUUUAAGAACCGCGCAACAAAGUUCAAUGAAUUUAAUAUCCGUUGAUGGGCAACAGAGCUCGCCCUUUGGAAAUACCCGACCCGUGGACAUAAAUAAUUCCCCUGUUUUCGGCACACAAGGCGGAGUGUUACAGCCUGUACCACGUCAACAGUUUUCCACGCAGCAGGUGACCAAUCCGGUGUCGAGGCAACGACCGCUCGUGCAGAUAAUCCGCUCUGAUCAGGUUGAAGACAAUAGCCAGGGGCGGCUGAUUCAAGACCCGCGCACCGGAAGAACGAUUCGAGUUCCGGUAACGAACAACUUAAGUUUCAAUUGGCAGCAAACCGGAAGACCUUCCGUUUCAAGUAGAAACAUUUCAAACACGCCUAUAUUUCCGUCUAAUGUUGCACAACAGCAGCAGCAACAACAGCAACAACAACAACAGCAACAACAAUUAAAUUUGGGUAGAGCGUCAAUAGUAACGAGGAAUCCGUUCCCGCAAGAUCCUCGGUCGGUGGGCACAUCUUUAGCUUCUUCCGCUGCACGUUCACAACUUCCGGCCCUCAGUGGUCCUGUUACGAGCCCGCAUCCGCCGCUGUUCCGUAUGUGUCAGCGCCCAAGGGCGGUACGUUGUUUCCCGUGGCCUACUGACAGGAACUUGAGGGAUGCUUAUAGGUGUGACGGGACAUGUCAGGGCCGGCCAUGCGCAGUGCCGUGCCAAUGUUCAUGUGUGUAUAAUGCAGUUAUACCGCGGCUUAUAGCGCUCAGGCGAAUCCGACAACCGGAACUGCGACCUAACGACGAAAAACUGUGGCGGACGCACGAGGAAAUAGCCAGGUUACGCGAUCAGCGCCGUGAGUUUACCGUUGUUCCGAGAUCGGGCGGUAUUCUUGAAGUCCGGCCGAAUUUUACCGCAGGCGCCGGUGCUCAGCCGCCUUCCCGUAACGACACUUUCGGCCUCCCGUUUGGAAUACCCGAUGAUAUUUUGGCACGCCUCAUAGCGCAACCGGAUCUCAAUCUUCUUAUCGGGCCCCAGGGUAUAAACGACAUGCUCGCCGGAGAGCCACCGAUACUACUUCCGCCUGGAGUAGCGACGAACGAGCCGCCAUUAGUAACUACGCCGGUGCCAUCGGCUGGCAGGCAGCGAGGCACUUCCGGUGGGAUCCCCGUACCUCUUGACAUGAUGAACAUUCAAAUCGACCCCACCAUCGAUAGCCUCCUAGCGGCCGCCGAACGGUUAGGAAUAUCUACCUCAGGUCCCCAAAUGGGAAGCAGUUUAGAUAUACCAACGUUGACCAGGAGUGAUAUCCGCGCCUCAAGUACACUGCCAGAUCGGGAGCGCAUUGCAGCUCCAACUUCCGGCGGGGGCGACAAUUUAGCCGACCUGCGCAACAUUCUUUUACAGAGAGGCAUCUCCGUGGAUGGCAACCUAAGGAACGCCAGCGGUGCCUCCAUGAUGACGUCACGUCCGCCGCUCGCCGGAAGUCAGCGGGACACAUGCGUGGCUCAAGGGCUAGAGCUCUGGUGCGAUGCCGCGCAGGGUUGGGGACAAACCCCGGGAGUGACGCAAUGGUGUUUGCUCAACUGCCGCGAAAACGCGUGCGAUUCGACACAAUGCACGUGCGAAUGUGUGAACGAAUUAGAGUUUCGCGCGCGCUAUAACCAACUAGAGCGUUCGCUGAGCGCGGUGGGUUGAGCGGAGCUGUUCGCGGUGUUGUGUAUACGAAUAAAUUAUAGUAAUUUUUAA
Messenger RNA from Dreissena polymorpha, 2139 nucleotides. RefSeq lists its product as uncharacterized. The coding region runs from base 1 to 2088 and encodes 695 amino acids. The transcript is spliced from 5 exons. Lineage: Eukaryota; Metazoa; Mollusca; Bivalvia; Myida; Dreissenidae. The record is from RefSeq and is a predicted model, not a curated record.